CAGAGACAAACACCCGAAGGAAGUGACACCCAAGAGACCGACACCCGGGGAAGUGACAGUCCGGAGACGCCCGGGAAUGGCUCAGGGGGACCCCGGGGGGCAGACGCCACAGGCUCCGCAGGGGACUGAUAAGAAACCCGAUGAGCCGAAAGCGACGGAGAAGCCCCAGGGGGCGGGGCCACAGCCCAGGGACCCCCCAGGGGGGGAGAAGGGGCUCAGGGACCCCCCAGGGGGGGAGAAGGGGCCCAGGGACCCGGGGCAGGGGGGUGCGGGGGAGGCGCUGGCGGAGGCGCUAUACGGGCUGGGGCGGCCGGUGCUGCGGGCGGUUCUGUACCUGUUCCCCGUGUAUCUGUGCGGCCGGUUCGGGCUCAGUCCCACUUGGCUCCUGUUCGGACUUUUCCUGUGGAUGUUUUGGACCCGGAACAAAAAGUUCAAAUUGGCCCGAAUCCAAGCGGCAUGGGACCUGCAUGAGAACGAGAAACUGGGGGUGACCCGGGGGCUUUACCUGCAGCAACUGCCGGCCUGGGUGAAUUUUCCGGAUGUGGAGCGAGUCGAGUGGCUGAAUAAGGUGGUGGGGCAGAUGUGGCCCUAUAUCGGGAUGUACGUGGAGAAGAUGUUCCAGGAUAAGGUAGAACCUCUGGUCCGGUCCAGCAGUGCCCACCUCAAGGCCUUCACCUUCACCAAGGUCCACUUAGGAGAGAAGUUCCCCCGGAUUAAUGGGGUGAAAUCCUACACGAAGAAUGUGGACAAGCGGGAGGUGAUCUUGGACCUGCAGCUCAGUUACAAUGGAGACGUGGAAAUCAACGUGGAGGUGAAGAAGAUGUGCAAGGCCGGAGUGAAGGGGGUCCAGCUGCACGGGACCCUGCGCGUCAUUCUCGCCCCACUCCUGCCCGAUCUGCCCUUUGUGGGGGCAGUCACCAUGUUCUUCAUCCAGAGGCCGCACCUGGAUAUCAACUGGACCGGACUCACCAACGUCCUGGAAAUCCCCGGAGUCAGUGACUUUUCGGACUCAAUGAUUGUCGAUAUGAUCGCGUCCCACUUGGUUCUGCCCAAUAGAUUCACCGUCCCACUGAGCAGCCAAGUCCAGGCCGCCCAACUGCGCUUCCCCCUGCCCCACGGAGUGUUGCGCCUUCACCUCAUCGAGGCGGAAGAUCUGAUCCCCAAAGACAAUUACCUGAAGGGAAUCAUUCGGGGCAAGUCGGACCCCUACGCCGUCCUGCGCAUCGGCAACCAGAACUUCAAGAGCAGAACCAUCAAGGAGAACCUCAACCCCAAGUGGGGCGAGAUGUAUGAGUUUGUGGUGCAUGAGGUGCCCGGGCAGGACCUCGAGGUCGACCUGUACGAUGAAGACCCAGACAAGGAUGACUUUUUGGGCAGCCUCGUUAUUGGCCUGGAGGGAGUCAUGCAGGACCGGGUGGUGGACGAGUGGUUCCCCCUGAGUGACGUGCCCAGCGGGUCGGUGCAUCUGAGGCUCGAGUGGCUCUCGCUUCUGCCCAAGUCUGAAAAACUGUCUGAGGCCAAGGGCGGAAUAUCCACAGCGAUGCUGAUUGUGUAUCUGGACAGCGCCAGCGCCUUGCCGAGGAACCACUUUGAGUAUUCGAGCAGCGAGUACACGACGAGGAAGCAGAGACACAUGACUUACACCAAGACUGAUAAGGACCCCAACUCCUACGUCCUGAUGUCUGUGGGCAAGAAGAGCGUCAAAAGCAAGACUUGUACAGGGAGCACGGAGCCGGUGUGGGGUCAGGCCUUCGCUUUCUUUAUACAGGACGUCCACAUGCAACAUCUCCACCUGGAGGUGAAGGACAGCGAGCGCCAGUGCGCCCUGGGGAUGUUGGACCUGCCCCUGCACCGGUUGCUUGGCAACGAGGAACUGACAGCGGAUCAGAGGUUCCCACUCGCCAACUCUGGGCCCAACAGCACCAUCAAGAUGAAAAUCGUCCUGAGAGUUCUACACGUAGAGGCACCAGAACCAGAAAGUAUUUACACUGGAAUCAACUCCCUCAAACAAGGUCCGGUUUCUAUCAAGCGGGCCCAGUCCCAGCAGCACAAAUCCCAUGGGAAGUCCCACCAGGCCCAUCACCAGGCCCAUCAGACCCAACAGAACCACACUGUGCAGCAGCCCAAGGCGGAACGCAAGGAGAGCAUCAGUACCACCUCCCAGCAAGCAAACACCUCCAGCUCAAACCCAGCACCGAACCAGAACCCCAACAGCACCGGAGCCGUCCCAGAAUCCCACACUCCCAGCCUAAAGCCCUUGGAAAGAAUUGCGCCCAGUCUCCUCUCCCUCAACUCCAUUGGUUCCUCUGUGUUCGACCCGAACGACAAGCGGUGGCCCAGCGAGAUGACGGGAGAGGUUGAGGUCUCUGUGCGUUACGCUUCCCUGCGCCGCUGCCUUGUCGUCCUUAUCAACAGUUGCAGGAACCUGAUCCAGUGCUCAAGCAACGGGGCCGACCCCUACGUGCGGAUCUACCUGCUCCCCGACAGGAAGUGGUCCGGCCGCAAGAAGACGUCGGUGAAGAGGAAGACGCUGAACCCCCAGUAUAACGAGAGGUUCGAGUUCCUGGUGUCGCAGGAAGAAGCCAAAAAGCGAAUGUUGGACGUUGCCGUGAAAAACAACCGGGGCUUCGGCUCCCACGAGAGGAAGGAACUGGGGAAGGUGCUGGUGGAUUUGUCAUGUGAUGAUCUGGUCAAGGGAUUCACCAAAUGGUUUGAACUGACCCCCACCGGCCUCCCCACCUCGUGACUGUUCUGCGCCGGGAGCAGCAGUUGCACCGCAGGGACCAGACGCCCCCUAGUGGCCAUGUACAGAUGUAUAUUUGUAAUUAGUUCCCUCUCACAUAAGCUUUUAAAUCUGGGGGGGCAGAAUUAUUUCUCUUCUAACUGUAUGUACAUUCCUGUAUAUAUUUGUGGGGGGGGGGGAGUAAGAGAAUGCACUUUAGUCUGUACUUGCUCCGCCCGAUAUUUACAGUCUCAGGGACACAAACAAUCAGCCUUUAACCUGACUCUGGGCAAUUCCCAAAGUCUCUAAUCAAUACGGGGGGGGGGCACAUGCUUUGUGGUGAUAUUUAUUGUAGGACAAGCAAAUUAACACUUUGUAUAUAAAGGAAUCCGUUAGAAACGCUCAGAGAUAUUUAUUUUGAAAUAAAUCUCUAUUUAUAAAGUA
This is a messenger RNA of Xenopus tropicalis (tropical clawed frog), 3166 nucleotides long. It is a transcript of the gene esyt3, whose product is annotated as extended synaptotagmin protein 3. The record is from RefSeq and is marked provisional. Gene Ontology annotation, biological process: lipid transport. NCBI's taxonomy places the organism in Eukaryota, Metazoa, Chordata, Amphibia, Anura, Pipidae. Gene Ontology annotation, molecular function: lipid binding. Gene Ontology annotation, cellular component: plasma membrane; endoplasmic reticulum membrane.